Molecule: messenger RNA, 1756 nt
Organism: Oryctolagus cuniculus (rabbit)
Lineage: Eukaryota; Metazoa; Chordata; Mammalia; Lagomorpha; Leporidae
Source: RefSeq, a predicted model, not a curated record
UUGCCGAGCUUGUUGGGGCUCCCUGUUAGCAUUUAGAGGGAAUUUGCAUAGUUUGGUGGCUUCUAACUGCUCAUUGAGUUUGCUGUCCCUGAAGGAAGGGAGUUGGACAGCAGGAGGUGGAGACUGAUGCAGUUAGUUUGGGAGCACUGGACUCUACAGAGAAGGUCAGCUUGUGAGUGUCUCAGUGGCUGCUUAAGAAACCUAGCAUCCCAAGUGCCAGAAGCUGAAGUUGCCAAAAAGCAGAUUUCAGCCCUUUGGUGGCCAUGCCUAAGAUCACGCCCCCUUCCCUCUUGUUUCUCCUGGCUGCAUCACCAGCUACGUGAUUCAGAAAAUGAGUCCUUAUUCAUUCAUUAUUUUCCUCAUAUUGUUUUAGUAACAUCUCUUCCCUUUAGCUUAAAAAAAAAAAAAAGGUUACUGCUGUCUACGACUUGUUACCUGUUUAUAUUCUAUGGUCAGUUAAACAGGAAGCUCUUAAACUAUGCCAUGUGCUGCCGUGCCCCCAGAGCACUUAGCAUAGUAUACCAUCCAUUGCACAAUGCUCAGCAGUUCCUUACUGAUUUGAGGUCAUGCAAUCAUUCAGAGUUUAAUUUGCAGCUCAUCAGAGAUAAAAUGAAUAUUAACUUCAUUCCCCAAAGGAUUAUUUAAGAAGACAUAAAGCAUACCCUAUCGAUACUCAGGAAUGAUUUUUCUUUCUAUUCUUUAUGAUUUAAACUUCUCCUAUUACAGUUACUCAGUGACUGGGUAUUUGAGGGCCUACUGUAAGCGAGGCCCUCUGCACAGAAAGUACUGUGCUGUGUCACAGUGGGUAAGACCCAGUCCUCUUGACCUUGUGGAGCUUUAUGUCUUAUGCAGGAACCAGACCAGUCAACACAAGCCAUUAGGGUAUUGUGUUGUGAAAAGGUUGAUACAGUGUUCUUUGUGGAAGUGUUGGAUUUGAGUAUUGUGAUAUUCUGUUGAUUUACUACCAAAAAAGUAAAAAAUGAGGUUGUAAUCCUAUUUCAAGGAGAAGUGGAGAACAAUUCUCGUAACCACCCACAGAGAAACCUACUCAGAGCAUUCAGGGUUUUUGAUUCACUGUAACCAAAAGGCUGACCAUAAAUAAAAUUUAUACUCACAAGGUUUAUGAUUAAAUCUAUGUCAGUGCAUUGUCUAUUACAGUCUACGAACUUUGUUAAAAGUAAGUACUUUACUCUGCGCUUCUCCCGUGGCCGGUGCGCGGGAGGCAGCCCCAGAUGGCAGAUGAGAUCGCCAAGGCUCAGGUCGCCCGGCCUGGUGGCGACACGAUCUUCGGGAAGAUCAUCCGCAAGGAAAUCCCAGCCAAAAUCAUUUUCGAGGAUGACCAGUGUCUUGCUUUCUAUUACAUUUCCCCUCAAGCACCAACACAUUUUCUGGUGAUACCUAAGAAACAUAUAUCCCAGAUUUCUGCAGCAGAGGAUGCUGAUGAAAGUCUUCUUGGACAUUUAAUGAUUGUUGGCAAGAAAUGUGCUGCUGACCUGGGCCUAAAGAAGGGUUACCGAAUGGUGGUAAACAAGGGCUCCGAUGGUGGACAGUCCAUGUAUCAUGUUCAUCUCCACGUUCUUGGGGGUCGGCAGAUGAACUGGCCCCCUGGUUAAGCAUGUGUUAGGGCCAAUUGUUCCUUUUCCAGGCAGUGAUAAAGUUUGCAGUCCAAUGUCAAACAGCAUACUUUUGCCUAUGUAUGCAGAUUGAGGAAAUACUGGAGAAAAAUAAAAACGUACAUAAUAAAAGAAAAAAAAAA